This is a messenger RNA of Phragmites australis (common reed), 693 nucleotides long. RefSeq lists its product as uncharacterized. Bases 140 to 418 code for a protein of 92 amino acids. Lineage: Eukaryota; Viridiplantae; Streptophyta; Magnoliopsida; Poales; Poaceae. The transcript has a single exon. The record is from RefSeq and is a predicted model, not a curated record.
AAAUGCACACGAACCGCCCACGUUGCCACGGCACCAAGCCGACCGGCGACCGCGGAAGCGCACGCAAGCAACAACACGAGUCACUUCGCGCAGAGGAAGCAGGCGCGCGCGAGAACAGCGGCGAGAAAGAGGACGAGCGAUGGAAGGGCUGAUCCCCUUCGUGAUCGACGUCUUCAGGAGGAGCCACGAGCGGAGCACCUACCGCAGCCUCUCGUCGGACGGCAUCUCCCGCGGCGGCAGGAGGCGGAGCCUCAUCAACCACUCCGAGCCGCCCGAGGCAGCGGAGGACGGGCCAUCCGCCGCGCGCCACCGCCGCGCGCGGUCGGACUUCGUGCAGACGACGGCGGGCGUCCGUCGCGCCGAGGAGCACGGCCGGGCCGCCGGCGUUGCUGCCGGGUCAGCUUAUCGCCGGAAGUGAGGGGAGGCUCCUCUGAAGUCUGGAGGAUGCAGGGUGUCAUGGUGUGGGAUGCUGGCUGUUGCACUGCUCUGCUUAGUUAACUAUCGGAUUUGUUACGUUCAAUUCGUUCUUAGCCAUGUAAUUAGAAAGGCUGCGGGGCUUAUGAGCGUAACAAGGCGCUCACGGCUCGCAUAGUCGUUCUGUCAUAAGUUGAGUAUGUAUAUACUAACUAAAAGUCUGUACGUUAAAAAAAAUAUAAAUAUUAGAUAUAACAAUAUUAAUUAUAAAUUUAAGUA